CACCAGUGGAUUGCGGGGUCCUUUUCGAUAUGCAGCUCUUGCAUCUAACAGCCCAACAGCACUAGGUAUAUGCACAUAUAUGUGUGUGAGGAAUCUAUUAAAUACCUACCUGGGUACCUACUCUACCUGCCUACUUCAAAAGUAAAAUUCGUUUCAGAUCAUUGCAUUUGGCGCCGCUCUACUUUGCGAGAUAAGCUCAUUUCAAACCCCGUUUCACCUCUAUUCGUUCGCCCAAGAGCUUGCAACAUGUUGAUUAUUUAUAGCAUUGAUAGCGCAAUCACCUCGUUUUUUGAAAGCAACAAAACCGUAACAAGACAGCAGUGUGAUGAUUUUGCACUCUCACGAGUCGGUGGACAGGUAGUUCCAGUCCCAAUUCAGGGAUCAUACAGUUAUACUAUCAUGGCUGGGCGAAACGAGUCCAGAAUUUUCCAGUUUCGAACUCAUAAUUCUGUCAUUGAUAUUUCUAUCAUUGAUCUUGCUAAAACCAUCCAUCCGCAACUCAUAGCUGACUGCAAGUACCAUGGCACAAUAGGCCAGUCACAACCACUCCACAUUUACGAGAUGAACAAACUCCCAGGAACUAAUUAUAUUACGGCACGCCCCGCGUCGGUUGAGCAAUCACCAGCCGCUGUGGCCCGACAGCAGAACACCGCCGCUCACCUCGCCAAGUUCUUUGCGCAGUCGUGGAAUCACAGACAGCAGUUACACCAAGAUGACAGAGCUGCCUUGCUUGCGGAUUUCCGUGACAAGUUUGAACUUCUUUCUCAAUCAUUGCCGUCCCGUUUUGCACCAAAUUUAGACAGAGUUAGCAAAGAGUUGCCACGCCUCUUCAAAGACACUCUCCCUUUUGUCUUCUGUCAUGAUGACCUUCGGGAGAUGAACAUCCUCAUUCAGCCCGAAACCGGUAGCAUCACAGGUGUCGUCGAUUGGGCUGAGGCCAGGAUUCUUCCCUUCGGGUUGACGUUAUGGGCAUUAGAGAACAUUCUCGGCUACAUGAAUUCCAAGGGGUGGCAUUACUUUAACAACCGGCACGAGCUCGAGAAGAUAUUCUGGGAUACCUUUCGGAAGGAGGCCGAAAAUCUAUCCGAUGAUGAUUUACCCUUAAUUCAUAUUGCCAGGAUGACUGGCUUGUUUUACCACUAUGGCUUGCUCAGAGAUGGCAAGGUCUGUCAAGGUGUGGUCCAUGAAUUGCACUCCUUCGCCUAUCUUGAUGCAUUCUGCACUAUUGAUGACUGGAUGCCUUUCAUGUAAACUUGUCACGGAAAAAAAGACGCCGUUCAUCCCUUGCAAGAUUAACGGCCUUUAUAUGGCAUACCACUACUCCGCGACAAAACUUGGAUAUGUUGUUGUCAAGGUCAUUGUCAAUGCAAAAAAAAAAAAAAAA
Molecule: messenger RNA, 1384 nt
Organism: Xylaria bambusicola
Lineage: Eukaryota; Fungi; Ascomycota; Sordariomycetes; Xylariales; Xylariaceae
Exons: 2
Coding region: 70-1251 (393 amino acids)
Source: RefSeq, a predicted model, not a curated record